AUGGUAUUACCAAGUCUCGAUUUUCUCUUUCAAAACAAAACGCCUUCAUUAACCAUAAGAGGAAUUCUACAUGUGUUGCAACCUCAGUUUUGUGAAGAAGGCAGUAAUGAUUAUUCAUUUGAAAAGCUUGUAUAUGGUGGACGCCGAAGUGCAGUAUGCCUGGAAAGUGUCCUACAGUUCGUCACUGGAGCGACUGAGGAGCCUGUUUUGGGUUUUAAAAUCCAUCCUUCUAUUACCUUUUAGGAAGUGGAGACAACAUUUUAACCAACAGCGAACACGUGUAUUAGUUGUUUAAGACUUCCUAGGCCAUCUUACAAUACUGGAUUACCAGAGGAUGCCGAAUUGUUCAAAACCUAUGACUACGCUUUUACAUGUACUUUUUAUGUCAAAAAACUUACUUGCUCUUCUGUUUAA
Messenger RNA from Mytilus californianus (California mussel), 414 nucleotides. RefSeq lists its product as uncharacterized. NCBI's taxonomy places the organism in Eukaryota, Metazoa, Mollusca, Bivalvia, Mytilida, Mytilidae. Gene Ontology annotation, molecular function: ubiquitin-protein transferase activity. The record is from RefSeq and is a predicted model, not a curated record. The transcript has 3 exons.